Eruca vesicaria subsp. sativa (arugula) is the source of this 786-nucleotide messenger RNA. The record is from the annotation of a GenBank genome assembly. Lineage: Eukaryota; Viridiplantae; Streptophyta; Magnoliopsida; Brassicales; Brassicaceae.
AUGUCUUUGAGCAACAAUGUAAUCGGUUACAUAAACAUCAUUGCCGUCGUCCUUUCAGUUCUGGUUAUCGGCGCCGGAAUCUGGCUAACCAUCGGACCAGUAAACUCAUGCGUCAUGCUUCUUCAAUGGCCAGUAAUAAUCCUCGGAAUCUUGAUACUUCUUGUGAGUCUCGCUGGUCUCAUAGGAGGGUUCUGGAGGAUCACUUGGCUUCUCAUUGUUUACUUAAUCGCCAUGCUGGCUCUCAUCGUACUUUUAGGUGUUCUUGUCGGAUUUAUUUACAUGGUUACCCUUAGAAGCUCUGGUCGUCCACAACCAAGCAGAGCUUAUCUUGAGUAUAGUCUUGAAGAUUUUUCUGGUUUCUUACGUCGACGAGUUCUGAAAUCUUACAAAUGGGAAAGGAUUCGUACUUGUUUGAGUGCCACUAGUAUUUGUCCUGACUUAAACCAGAGGUUCACUUUGGCUCAAGAUUUCUACAAUGCUUAUCUUAGUCCCAUUCAAUCUGGUUGCUGCAAGCCCCCAACAAAAUGUGGCUACACGUUCGUGAACCCUACAUACUGGAAAAGUCCCAUAGCUUUGUAUGUAGAUUUGGAUUGUCUACGAUGGAGCAAUGAUCAAAACACUUUGUGCUACAGUUGUGACUCUUGCAAAGCUGGGUUACUUGCAAAUCUCAAGCUAGAUUGGUUAAAAGCAGAUAUUUUUCUCCUUGUGGCGCUUAUCGGGUUGAUAGUCGUUCAUAUAAUCGGUUGCUGCGCAUUACUAAACGCGAAAACUGAGAAUGUACUAUAG